Notolabrus celidotus (New Zealand spotty) is the source of this 2285-nucleotide messenger RNA. Its product is annotated as torsin-1A-interacting protein 2-like. Gene Ontology annotation, cellular component: membrane. The record is from RefSeq and is a predicted model, not a curated record. The transcript is spliced from 7 exons. The coding region runs from base 191 to 1612 and encodes 473 amino acids. Gene Ontology annotation, biological process: membrane organization. Lineage: Eukaryota; Metazoa; Chordata; Actinopteri; Labriformes; Labridae. Gene Ontology annotation, molecular function: ATPase activator activity.
ACAUUUUUUGACAGGACGACCUAGACGUCCCGUAAGUUAUUCCCACAGAAACACGAGCUCUUCUAAAGGUUCCGCCUGAGUGUUGGUGACUUGUCAGUGCGGAUGGGACUCACCUAACCAUAAGGAAACGAAAGGCAGCUUUGGAACACCCUGCCUGCUAUCCUCUCUGAGGUACCCCCCACCCUGAGACAUGGCUGAGCAACUUCCAGAUACCAAACAUCUGCAAACAGCAGAUGACGCACAGCUCACUACAACAUGUCAUGAUGGAUGCAAACCAGAGGAGGCUGAUAAUGCUCUGGGUGUAAACCUGCAACAACCAGACGCUAAAGAGAAGAUGGCACCUCCUACAGAAGGAUCAGCCUCUCCAGAUCAUGAUAAGAUGCCGAUUGAAGAGAGCAACCCCCCGACUCAGGCUGAUGAUGGAGCUCAUGGAGAUUGUGAAGGAGAGACAAAAAGAAAUGAGCUUUCAACCAAGGCAGCUGAGGAGAUUGCCAGAAAAUACCACACUGGAGAAACGGCAGCGCAAGACAUCGCAACUCCCCAGGAUGACCGAAAGGAUGACCGAAAGGAUGACCACGUAGAUGGACCCAACAACACAAGUACUAAAGAAGAGGAUGAUGUGAGAAGCAGCCUCGAGGAGAAUCAAGCAGAAGGUGAAGGAGGACAAGAAGAAGAAGGCAGAGAAGAAGAAGGCAAAGAAGAAGAAGAAGAAAAAAAAGAGAACUUAACCACCCCAUCUGCAAAAUUGCAACCGAAAAUCUCAGUGGAAGAACCGAUAUGUCUGCAGAGAAAUGAUGUUGAAACCAUUGGUCCUACCACAGAGGAGACGCGUGAACCUGUUAACAUUUUUGGCGGAAACAGGUUAUAUCUGAUGGCAGUGUUUUGUCUGGUUCUUGCCUUCCUGAUAAACCAACUUCUUCCAGCAACUCCACCUCAGAAAAAUGACGAGCAGCAAGUAGACAUCUUCCUCAGGCACAUGGAAAAAAUAAUGACCCAGUUCCCCAACCAGCGUCUUGAACUCUGGAAAAGGAGUAAGAUCCACCUGCUGAAGCACCUCCAGACAGCUCAGCCCACAGAACCAGUCAGCCUGAUCCUGACUGCUGGCCUCCGAGGUGAGAGGACGCUGCACUGCCUGGCUCAAGGCAUGGCCUCUGCCUUCUCAUCUGCUCUCAACGCCUCCGUCCUUCACAUCGAUGGAGCCAGUAAAGCCAGCCAGGACAGCGACCAGGUCAAACUGGACAUUGAUACUUACUUACAGGGAGCUUUUGAAGGAGACAAGCCUGUUGCUAUCAUUCACCGCUUCGAGGAGCUGCCUCCAAGCUCCACACUUAUUUUUUACCGAUACUGCGACCAUGAGAAUGCUGCAUACAAGAAAACUUUCCUGAUCUUCACAGUGCUGCUGGGGGAGGAAGAGGAGAUUCCCGCCACAAGUCGUUUGAGUGCUGUGGAGGAGAUGGUCGAUGACCACCUUCAGAAGAAGUUCCUCUCAGAUGGCCAUCCAGUAUCUUAUGACAGGAUGGACCUGGACAAGUAUGGUGGACUGUGGAGUCGCAUUUCUCACCUCAUCCUGCCUGUGGCAGCAGAGGACAAGAUAGAGCACAAUGGAUGCUAGAGGACAUAAUCAUUUUUAUUUUAACUUCAAGUCAAUUCACUGAACUGUUCUGCCUGUUUCUCGAAUGUUGCGUUGUGUGACCUCAGUCAUCCUGAGGCUCGUAGCCGAGGUCCCGCACAUCCAAAGGUUUUUCAUACAUGUGGUAAAUUGAAGCAUACUACAGACAAAUGCAUCAGUCUUAAAUUAAGAUUAUGAGCAUAACACUAAGGGAUGUUUGUAUUCAUUUCUACAGACAAUUAUUAUCAGAAAACAAAAAAGUGGUUCUUUAUUCUGUAAAUUCUUAAAAAAUAUGUAAAUUAUUAAAAAUUGCACAACAAAAAAUAAUCCAACUGAAGAUUUUGUGGAUUUAUUAGAAUGUCUAAUCUUGGUGUUUGUUGGUGCGAUUUGUGUAAAGUUUAAAAGUUAUUUGAUGUCAAGCCUGAUUGUUCUCCUUUGGAUAAUGAUCUUAAAGAUCAAAUAAUAAGGUGGAAGUAUUGUUGUAGUAUCUCAUCACAGGGUUUAUUUAAACAUUUUCUGUAACUUCUUAAACCUUCAUGGCGCCACAUGCCUUAACUGAAAGUCUCAUAUUCCAUUUUCUGUACAAAUAUACAUUUAUCAAGGGUAAGGAAAAAUAUAAUGUCAACACUUUGAUAGAUUAAAUGUGCCUUAAUUUACAAUAAAGCACUGAUAUUGA